GCAGAGCGGGCGGAGCACCCCGGGCGCGGGCGCGGACGGCACGCGGGGCAUGAACCUGGAGGGCAGCGGCCGAGGCGCAGAGUUCGGCAUGAGCGCGGUGAGCUGCGGCAACGGGAAGCUCCGCCAGUGGCUGAUCGACCAGAUCGACAGCGGCAAGUACCCCGGGCUGGUGUGGGAGAACGAGGAGAAGAGCAUCUUCCGCAUCCCCUGGAAGCACGCGGGCAAGCAGGACUACAACCGCGAGGAGGACGCCGCGCUCUUCAAGGCUUGGGCGCUAUUUAAAGGAAAGUUCCGAGAAGGCAUCGACAAGCCGGACCCUCCUACCUGGAAGACUCGUUUACGAUGUGCUCUGAACAAGAGCAAUGACUUUGAGGAACUGGUUGAGCGGAGCCAGCUGGACAUCUCGGACCCGUACAAAGUGUACAGGAUUGUUCCUGAGGGAGCCAAAAAAGGAGCCAAGCAGCUCACCCUGGAGGACCCGCAGAUGUCCAUGAGCCACCCCUACACCAUGACAACGCCUUACCCCUCGCUCCCAGCCCAGGUUCACAACUACGUGAUGCCAUCCCUUGACCGAAGCUGGAGGGACUAUGUCCCAGAUCAGCCGCACCCGGAAAUCCCGUACCAAUGUCCCGUAACGUUCGGACCCCGCGGCCACCACUGGCAAGGCCCAGCUUGUGAAAAUGGUUGCCAGGUGACAGGAACCUUUUAUGCUUGUGCCCCACCUGAGUCCCAGGCUCCAGGAAUCCCCACAGAGCCAAGCAUAAGGUCUGCCGAAGCCUUGGCGCUCUCAGACUGCCGGCUGCACAUCUGCCUGUACUACCGGGAAAUCCUCGUGAAGGAGCUGACCACGUCCAGCCCCGAGGGCUGCCGGAUCUCCCAUGGACAUACUUACGACGCCAGCAACCUGGACCAGGUCCUGUUCCCCUACCCAGAGGACAAUGGCCAGAGGAAGAACAUUGAGAAGCUGCUGGGCCACCUGGAGAGGGGCGUGGUCCUCUGGAUGGCCCCCGACGGGCUCUACGCGAAAAGACUCUGCCAGAGCCGGAUCUACUGGGACGGGCCCCUGGCGCUGUGCAGCGACCGGCCCAACAAGCUGGAGAGAGACCAGACCUGCAAGCUCUUUGACACGCAGCAGUUUUUGUCAGAGUUGCAAGCGUUUGCUCACCACGGCCGCUCCCUGCCACGAUUCCAGGUGACUCUGUGCUUCGGAGAGGAGUUUCCAGACCCUCAGAGGCAAAGGAAGCUCAUCACAGCUCACGUAGAACCUCUGCUCGCCAGACAAUUAUAUUAUUUUGCUCAACAAAACAGUGGACAUUUCCUGAGGGGCUACGAUUUACCGGAACACAUCAGCAAUCCAGAAGAUUACCACAGAUCUAUCCGCCAUUCCUCCAUUCAAGAAUGAAAAAUGUCAAGAUGAGUGGUUUUCUUUUUCCUUUUUUUUUUCUAUUUUUAUUUUUUAUUUUAUUUUUUUGAUACAGGGUCUUGCACUGUCUCCCAGGCCGGAGUGCAGUGACACGAUCUCAGCUCACUGCGACCUCCGCCUCCCAGGUUCAAGAGACUCUCCUGCCUCAGCCUCCCUGGUAGCUGGGAUUAAGGUGUGAGCCACUGCACCCACCCAACACAGACGAUUUUCAUUGUAAAUAUUUGACUUUAGUGAAAGCAUCCAGUUGACUGCCCUCUUGCUGUUUUGAGGAACUCAGAAGUGAAGAUUUCAGUGCAGUAGCUGAGGAGAAUUGCUGCCAGACAACUGUGGAAAAUCAGUGACAUCUGAUUGGCAGAUGAGCUUAUUCCGAAAGGAAGGUGGCUUUGCACUUCUUGCGCUCUGUAGACUGCCAUCAUUGAUGAUCACUGUGAAAACUGACCCCGUGAUGUGUUUACAUUUGCUGAAAUGUGUUCUUUAAUUUGGUGUAGACUAGGUCUUGCUGGAGGACUGAGAACACUUGCCUUUCAGUGUUGACACUGACUGGAGCGAUGACUGCAGGCGAGUCUGUACCAUUUCUCAGGGAAGUAAGGUGUAAACGGAAGAAGCCUCACACAUAGAAGAAAUGUAUUAAUGUAUGUAGGAGCUGCAGUUCUUGUGGAGGACACUUGCGGAGUGAAGGAAAUGGAAUCUUUGACUGAAGUUGUGCCUGUAGCCUGGGGGAGGCCCCUUCCCCACCUGCCAGUGGUUUCCUGGUGUGGGCCCCUCUGCCCCGCCUUCCUUCCCACGGGCUUCUCUCCUUGGCCUUCCCUGGAAGUCAGUUAGUAAACUUACUAAUUUCUUGUGCCAAAAAA
Molecule: messenger RNA, 2274 nt
Organism: Macaca mulatta (Rhesus monkey)
Lineage: Eukaryota; Metazoa; Chordata; Mammalia; Primates; Cercopithecidae
Gene: IRF4
Product: interferon regulatory factor 4
Biological process (GO): regulation of transcription by RNA polymerase II; immune system process
Cellular component (GO): nucleus
Molecular function (GO): RNA polymerase II cis-regulatory region sequence-specific DNA binding; DNA-binding transcription factor activity, RNA polymerase II-specific; protein binding
Source: RefSeq, a predicted model, not a curated record